This is a messenger RNA of Desarmillaria tabescens, 2928 nucleotides long. Its product is annotated as STE-12 alpha. The record is from RefSeq and is a predicted model, not a curated record. The transcript is spliced from 5 exons. Gene Ontology annotation, biological process: sexual reproduction; regulation of DNA-templated transcription. Gene Ontology annotation, cellular component: Ste12p-Dig1p-Dig2p complex; nucleus; Tec1p-Ste12p-Dig1p complex. Lineage: Eukaryota; Fungi; Basidiomycota; Agaricomycetes; Agaricales; Physalacriaceae. Bases 1 to 2928 code for a protein of 975 amino acids. Gene Ontology annotation, molecular function: DNA-binding transcription factor activity.
AUGGACGCCAACCACAGCAGCGGUUACAAACUGUCCCUUCAGCCCACUGUCCCUCACGAACAGGACCCUUCAGAGCAUACGGCGCGGCCAGGGAAUGCCCAGCGACAUGCUAUGUGGUUACUCGACAAUCACGGCGAGAGCAACGACGAUAACGAACAGACGACCAGCAACGACUACACGACUUCGACGCCAGGGCUGAGCAGAGGCCUCUCGAGGCCUCUCAAUCAGCAGGAGCAAGAUCGCCUUGCUCAUCUCGACAGACUCAAGUUCUUUCUUGCGACCGCUCCGAGUGGAUGGGAGAAGAGCAGCAAUGUAGCUGGAUCUUCAGCAUCAUCGUAUUUGCCCGACCCAGCAAACCCAGCACUGAACCGGUUUCUGCUUCCGAGCCAGGAAUUCGUGACCUGUGUACUGUGGAAUGGGCUCUACCACAUAACGGGCACAGACAUCGUCAGGGCGCUGGUGUUCAGAUUCGAGGCCUUUGGUCGUCCAGUGCGAAAUAUGAAGAAAUUCGAGGAGGGUGUCUUCAGUGAUCUCCGGAAUCUCAAGCCUGGUGUGGACGCUUGUCUGGAGGAACCAAAGUCGCCCUUCCUGGAUCUUCUCUUCAAAUACCAAUGCAUUCGCACGCAAAAGAAGCAAAAAGUCUUCUAUUGGUUCUCUGUUCCACACGACCGACUAUUUCUUGAUGCCCUCGAGCGCGACCUAAAACGAGAAAAAAUGGGUAUGGAACCCACCACCGUUAUAUCAGGGGAACCUGCCAUGAGCUUCGUAUACGACAAGAAGCGUAGCCUUUACGAGCAAUUUACUGGCUCCAAAAACCCAGGAUCAGGCGGCCGAAAUGCUUCUACGACCAGUAGAUCAAGCCGAAGUGUCAGCGGCUCUCUUACGCGAGGAAUGGGCGGUGUAUCGAUGCGAGACGGGGAAGGCGAGCUUGAAUGGAACGUCAGACGACUGGAAGAAGAGGGCGUGCUUGGUUCUGGUGCAGUCGCCGUCAGUGGAUCCGAAGAGAGCGACUUUGACGGCGAAGACGGUCCUUCAUCAUCGAGUCGCGCCCCGCAAUCACCAUUCUUCUCAAUGUUUUCUCUAUUCGAGGGCAGUCCAACUUACAAACAACGACGGAAGAAGGGUAACCAUGGACCCUCUGCUCUAGGACUGGAGACAGAGAGGGGUCGCACUGGGUAUCCAAGCGACUUAGGCCAUGAUGAUCCGAUGUCUGGUGGUGUCCACAUCAAGCGCGAGUCUGUCAGUGCUGCCGACAUGUUCAUGAAGCAAGCUCGGGGAGAAUUAGGAGCAGCUGCAGCGCCUUCGGCAUCUUCACUGCCGAAGGUUGACAUACGAGAUGUUGGCGUCUAUGUCGAGGGUCGGUUAGUCAGCGGUGGAGGUGUUGGAUCCGGGAUGAACAUUACCACGCCGCCUAUGCCGACUAGUUCGGGAUCUGCACCGUACCCGGCAGCAUCCUACGAUGCUUUUGGGACAUUCCAAGCCUCCCCAAACGUCGAGAUGACCGAUUCUACAAGCACUACCUCUGGCCCCAAGACCAAGGUGUUUGUUUGUCCACUGUUGAGCUGUGGAAGGAUGUUCAAGCGAAUGGAACAUCUGAAGCGGCAUUUACGGACACAUACAAUGGAGAGGCCAUUUGUGUGCGACAAGUGCGGGAAGAGGUUUAGUCGAAGCGAUAACCUCGGGCAACACCUAAGGGUACAUGGUCGUGCUGACGGGUCUGGAUCUCAGGGUGAUGGGCAGUGGAAUGUCGCUGCUUCCGGCCCGUCAGGUAGCAGUGGUGAUUGGUCGAAUCAGAGCGGGGAAUGGGUUGAAUGGAUUCAGAGUGAUGGGGAGGAAAGCGGGCCGGAAGAUGAAUUUGCCUCGCGCCAAGGGGGAAUCGGCGUUGGCCUGGGGAUGUAUGGCCCUCUCGGCAUGGGUAUGGGCAUGGGCACUAGCGGGGCAGACGGCGAAUGGGCAGCAGCGGCUGGUAAUGCACCAAGCGGUGACAUAGCCAACUACGGGCUGAACGUGGAAAUGUGCGAGAUGGAGGUCUCGGGUGAUGUGAGGGAAGUUCAGGGCGAUGAAGAAGGGCUGGUUGUUGGACCAGAUACCGUUUACGACUACCAAGGCGCUGGACCGUAUCCUCAACAACAGGCGCAGCCAGGAGCUGCCGGGGGUUAUUACGCAUCUGGGUAUACACCAUCAGUGCACCCUAUCGAUGUUUACGGCCGACCACAAUCAAUUUCGUCGAACUCAUCUGGGAGCGGGAGCGUCUACGGAGAUGACGCACCGUACGUCAGCAUGAGUGCACCCUCACACAAGCAGGCCUUCGACCAGUCAGCGUUGUACCCUCCAGGCGUCAUGGACAGCAGUGCAGGUGCCGUACGAAGACACCGGAGCAUGACACCUUCAAUAAUGAGGAAUGGGAGCGGGGACAGCACUGGGCCCGUUCGACGACCCGGAACUUCCUCGGGCGAAUCUCCUGUUCCUCGAGGAUAUCACCCAUAUGCACACACGGGAUACUCGUCGGCGCAGUCGAGCCCGUCCGUGUACCCCGUCGGUCUUCCCGGGAGUAGCGGAAUUACGCGACGCAGUUCCAGUCGGGCUUCAUCUGGUUACGGUGUCGAGGAACAGAUGCGGCAGAUGAUGCGCUCUGAUUCGACGGGGUCUUCGUCACGUCCAGGAUCAUCUCUGUCUCUCCACCACGGGUCUUCGUACGGAGGCGAUAUCUAUCGAACAGAGUCGCCAGCGCAAUUCGGCGGAGGGAUUACGGAUAGUCCUGCCGCGUACGUGACGGAUCUCCCGCAAACGACGUACCAGCCCACACACGCGGCAACGGUUCCGGCGCAAUUCGAUAAGCAUGGGAUGUUUAUGGUGGACCAGCAGCAGCAGUAUACGACGCAGGAGGGGUAUCAAUAUGCACACCCGCAACAUGUGAGCACGAUGUAG